Messenger RNA from Ochotona curzoniae (black-lipped pika), 1200 nucleotides. RefSeq names its product paraoxonase 3 (gene PON3). The record is from RefSeq and is a predicted model, not a curated record. Gene Ontology annotation, molecular function: arylesterase activity. Lineage: Eukaryota; Metazoa; Chordata; Mammalia; Lagomorpha; Ochotonidae.
GGAGAUCACUGCGCCCGCUCCUUGCCACCUGGCACGCAGGGACCAUGGGGAAGCUGCUGAUCCUGACCCUACUGGGGGUCUGCCUAGCCCUAAUCGGAGAGCGGCUGCUGGCGUUCAGAAAAGGAAUUGGUGCAGUUCGAGAACUGGAGCCCGUAGAACCCCAGAGCUGUCGCCUUAUUGAGGGAAUCGAAGCUGGCUCAGAAGAUAUUGAUAUACUUCCUAGUGGGCUGGCUUUUAUCUCCAGCGGAAUAAAAUAUCCAGGCAUGCCAAGCUUCGCACCAGAUGAGCCAGGCAAAAUCUUCUUGAUGGAUCUGAAUGAGCAGAACCCAAGAGCACAAGAACUGGAAAUUAGCAAUGGAUUUGAUAAAGAAGCAUUCAAUCCACAUGGGAUCAGUACUUUCAUUGAUAAAGACCACACUGUAUAUCUUUAUGUUGUGAAUCAUCCCCACAUGGAGUCUACGGUGGAGGUGUUUAAAUUUGAAGAACAACCACGCUCCCUUGUGCACCUGAAAACUAUAAAACAUGAAUUGCUCAAGAGUGUGAAUGACAUCGUGGUUCUUGGACCAGAACAGUUCUAUGCCACCAGGGACCGCUAUCUUACCACCUACUUCUUGUCACUUCUUGAGAUCUUUUUGGAACUUCGCUGGACUUACGUUCUUUUCUACAGCCCCAAAGAGGUCAAAGUGGUGGCCAGAGGAUUUAAUUCUGCCAAUGGGAUCACAGCUUCACAAGAUAAGAAAUAUGUCUAUGUAGCUGACGCAGCGAGGAACCUGCAUGUCAUGGAAAGGCAUGAGAACUGGGAUUUAACUGAACGGAAGGUGAUACAUUUGGGCACCUUAGUGGAUAACUUGUCUGUUGAUCCUGCCACUGGAGACAUCUUGGCAGGAUGCCAUCCUAAUGCCAUGAAGAUUUUGUACUAUAACCCUGAGGAUCCUCCAGGAUCAGAAGUGCUUCGCAUCCACGGUGCUCUGUCGGACGAGCCCAAGGUGAGCCCCGUGUACAUCAACGAUGGCUCUGUGCUUCAGGGCUCCACUGUGGCUUCUGUGUACCAAGGCAAAAUGCUCAUCGGCACCAUAUUUCACAGAGCACUCUAUUGUGAGCUCUAGUCUCCAGCUCCUCCAAGAAGUUUACAUGUUGGUAUAAAAGUCAGUCUGUAAUUGUUUGAUAGUUGGAACUGUGAAUAAAUAAUAAAAAAAACAA